Boleophthalmus pectinirostris (great blue-spotted mudskipper) is the source of this 2180-nucleotide messenger RNA. RefSeq lists its product as uncharacterized. The transcript is spliced from 6 exons. NCBI's taxonomy places the organism in Eukaryota, Metazoa, Chordata, Actinopteri, Gobiiformes, Gobiidae. The record is from RefSeq and is a predicted model, not a curated record. The coding region runs from base 886 to 1389 and encodes 167 amino acids.
CCCUCUGAAGAUGCUCUGCCUUUGUUACUAUUUCAAGACCCAACAAAUCCAUGCAAAUUGAUAAUAAAUCAACAUUAAGGUUGAAACACAAGUGUUUGGAUAACCUUUUAAUAUGGCGUUUAAGUGUUUUGAGGUCAUAGGUAGAGGAUAAAACCAUGAUAGGGUUAAUUUCCAUAGACCUACUACCCGGAUGCAGUCAUUCACAAGGGGCCUGACAGCAUCUGGUGUGCAGAGCCAUUAAAUCCCAUCCUCAUCCCUGCAAAGCCAGAUUGACAAUCCAUAACAGCAAAUCAGAAUCCCCCUUUAGAAUCCUUCUGGCCAAUCAGGUGUCAGUGGGGGUGGGUUCUUGGUCAGCAGUGAUCCUGUGGUUGCAGCAGCAUCCCUUUGAGCAGCCACUGUUGUGUGAAAUACAAGAACAAGGGGAAGAAAUACGGGAUCGUAGAGUUAAGGUUAGCAAUCUGAGACCAAGCUGGUAUCCGGUGGCAGCUAUCAGCGUUCUAUUACCUCUCUUUGUGGCAUCUGUUGUGGAAGAAAUGGCUGCAUCUUCAUUGUAAACAGCUUGUACCUGCAUUGCUAAGAGAAGCUGAGGAGGAGGGGCAACAGACACAGAGAAGACAUGCUCCCUCCAAUGAUAUUUUCUCUAUAGCUCUGCAUAUUAUGUUUGAAGGCAGAUACCAUUAUUCUUCCUGGCAUCUUGUAUCAUUUAUAACCACAUCCUACCACAACCGGGUAACAGUAACAGACCAGAGGAAGGAUCAUAUGGAAAAGACACCCUCUAGGCGCCAGCCACUCACGGGAACAAUGUCUUCACCAUCUGUGGACAAUUGUACAAGUUGAACUUCCAAACUUUAUUUCAUCCCACCUUCUGGACUGGACUUCUGGACCAUGUCUGCUACUACUGCAGCUCAGAGCACCCCCAGUCUCUUCUCCACCUCUCCCCCUCCCAUCUCCAGCUCUGUCCCCAUCCCGGCCCUGUCCACCGCGGCCAGAGAAAGCAUACGGACCACACUCAUGACUGUUACCAUAGCAACCAAUGAGACAGCCUUCAACGCUACAGCAUUCCCAAACGCGGCAGCAGCAGAGGCGUCGGGAAUGGGGAUGGUACUGCUGCCCUUCGGAAUCAUCACUGUUAUUGGAUUAGCUGUGGCAAUUAUGUUGUAUAUUCGAAAAAGGAAAAGGUUAGAGAAGCUGAGGCACCAGCUGAUGCCCAUGUACAACUUUGACCCUGCAGAGGAACAGGAUGACCUGCUGGAACAAGAGCUGCUUGACCAUGGGCGGGAUGGGACCAUCACCGGACCCAAUGCCAAGACUCUGACAACCUCCCAGGGCACGACACAGAGGCCCAGUCGACUGGUCUUCACAGAUGUAGCCAAAGCUCUCAACGCUUAACAAGAAACUUCCAUCUACUACAUUUAUCUACAAUAUGUAGUAGAUAUGUAACAGCACUGGCCUCACACAGAGCUUCUCACAAGAAGGGACAAGACUGAACUUUUAAUGAGCUGCGGUCAUAUGGGUUGAGUUCACAUGAUAUCACAACAUACUAGAAUAUAUAGUUUCAAACUGACUUGGAGGGCAGGUCUGAAUUCUAUGGUAGAAUUAGCUUUUCAACUGUCAAACUGCAGAUGUAUGUCCUGGUUUAUGGUGAAUAUAUUUGUAAUUACAGGGCCUAUCCACAUGAAACAAAAAGUUCAGUGUCUUCUCUGCCAGUUCAAGCGAAGGCAAGUUUCUAGACCCAAAAAUCUAUAUUAAAAAUCAUAAUCUAUUUCAGUGUUUGUGGAUUUUCUGUUUAGCUAUUUCUUUAUAGCGAUAACAAUGAAUCUUCCAUAGAGUUAUAAAGGCCCUUGCCCUCCAUCUGAAAUAAUGACAUCACAUUCUAGAGGUGAACAUGACCUAAUACACCCUAAUGUAUUUUGGAUUACAGGGAAGUGCAUGUUAGAAGUCACAAGGCAUCACAUUCUGUACGAUCUUGCACUGUUAUAUCUUCACAAUAUAAACUCAGUCGUGAUGCACUUUUUCAUGUCUUUAACUUCUCCAGAGCUUCUGUAUUUGAUAAAAGGGAGUGUACAUUUCUUUCUUUUAGUGUUUUUGUCCUCAGUCGAGCUUGAAUGAAAAUCUGUGUCUUCUUGAGUUGAUUUUGUUCAAUAAAGCAACACAGUGUAACUUUUUAGACAGUGUGCCAA